Rhineura floridana is the source of this 1807-nucleotide messenger RNA. It is a transcript of the gene STBD1, whose product is annotated as starch binding domain 1. The record is from RefSeq and is a predicted model, not a curated record. The transcript is spliced from 2 exons. Bases 547 to 1392 code for a protein of 281 amino acids. Gene Ontology annotation, molecular function: glycogen binding; starch binding. Gene Ontology annotation, cellular component: membrane. NCBI's taxonomy places the organism in Eukaryota, Metazoa, Chordata, Lepidosauria, Squamata, Rhineuridae.
UUCCUUCCCGAGGGGGGAGCCUAGUGGCCCUUACCCCCAAAUGAGGGCCCCCCAAGUUCGUACCUACCUGCGCCCCUAAUUAACCCAAACCUUUCCUGGGGCUUGAUUGGCAAACCCCUGAGGCGAGCUUGUGGGAGGGAGUCGCCUUAUUGCCCCCGAUAGAUAACUAGGCGACGGCGCGUCCCCGCCUGAGGAUUUCCAUUUCCUUCUCCCCGUAUUUUGACCCUGUGCUCGCUCACACUCUCUACCCACGCCCCCUGCGCCUUCACGUGUCUCGGGUGUUCGUGAGAAGGGCGAAAGAUUGCGAGGUCUGAACACAGACAUUAGGAGGAAUAUAUUUUGUAUUUUGAUGUCUAGUGAAGACUUUUUGGAUGCCUUCGAAAAACUUUUAAAGCUUAGACUUAAAGAUCAGCAGGAGAGAGAGAUUGCCCAUGUCCUCAUAGACUGUUGCCUGCAAGAGAAGACUUAUAACCCCUUCUAUGCAUAUUUGUCUGCCAAGUUCUGUGAAUAUGAAAGACGAUUCCAGAUGACAUUCCAGUUCAGUAUAUGGGACAAAAUCAGAGAUCUGGGAAACCUGUCCACUACGGCUUUCUCCAACUUAGUUCAUCUCUUGGCUCAUCUGUUGAAGACCAAGUCUCUCUUCCUUACUGUUUUCAAAAAUCACUUCAGAGAAGUUAUGAAUGUGUUACAUCAGAAACGAAGCCGACUGGUGUGUCCAGCCCUCAGGAGCCAGUGGGGAACCAGUUGGCUCCUCCAGGAGAACAGCUGCCUGAAACAAAGCCACUGGUCAAGGAGACUCCAAUCCCCUUAAUGAACUACACAGAAUAUCUAAGAAACAAAGUACUCACUUACCCCACAAAGUCACGCGACCCCCCACAGAGCCAAGAAGCUGAAAUGCAUAGUGUGAGUACUUCAUCAGAAGCAGGUGCCCCUGGUGGCAAGCACGAGGAGAGGUGCAAAGAACAGCUGUGUCAUAACUCUGUGGAUCAGGAGGAAUGGGAAAUCGUCCCCAAGCAUUUGGUGUGGGGUGAUGCUAUAAGGAAGAGCCACGAGGACCCAGAGCAAGAAAAGAGGGUUGCUGCCGUGUCUCCAGUGCCUCAGACCAUCCAUGUGACUUUCCAGGUGCAUUACAUCACUCACUCAGAAGCCCAGCUGAUUGCCAUCACAGGUGAUCACGAGUGUCUAGGCCAGUGGCACCGCUAUGUAUCACUCAGGUGUGACAAGGAUGGGUUCUGGUCAGACUCUGUUGUCUUACCAGUUAAUACCAGAGUCGAGUGGAAGUUCAUACUGGUGGAGAAUGGAAAAGUCAAACGGUGGGAAGAAUGUGACAAUCGAAUCCUGGUGACUGAACUUGAGGAUAGAGUGGCCCAUAAGUGGUGGGGCUAUCACUGAAUCUGGCUGAGUGCAGGGCUCUAUUUUUAUUCCAUGUCUUUAUUUUCUUAUUCUUGCCUACCUUAAUAUAUCUGUGCUGCAUGUUUUGCAGAGCUGCCUUAGGUUAAAGGGUCUCUUCUGCUAGCUUUAAGAUAUGAAGAUACUCUUCAGACUGAAUCAGACCAAAGCCUUCCUGGUGAUAGACAUGUUAGGCCUCUCUAGUGGGUGGUGUUCAAAAAUAGCUCCCUACUUAAAAAGCUUUAAACCCUGAACAUGAAAGUGUACGGUUGUGAGAAGGUAGGAGCAUGGAGUGUGGACGCUGGACUGACAGAAUGGGAGAGGUGCUGUUAAACUGCACUGUAACUGUCUGUUAAAAUGUUUUUAACUUAUCGUUACUGGAUAAGGAAACAAUAAAGAUGAUUUUCAGACUGGUGAA